GAGAUAUACACUCCCACAGUGCAGCCCAUGAUACAGGGCCUUACCGAAGGUCUAAAUGCCACAGUCUUCGCUUAUGGUGCAACUGGAAGGUGAGCAAGCUGGAAACUCCUGUUCUUUCUCUAGAUGUUUUAACACUCUUGACACGGGUAUGUGGCAGCGGGAAGACAUGGACAAUGGUUGGUAAUGACGAAGAUCCGGGACUCAUGGUGCUGGGUUUCAAUGACAUUUUCAACCUCGUGAACGGCAUGCAAGUUAACCCAGGAGAGAGUGUUGACAUUUCAUGCUCGUACCUGGAAAUCUACAAUGAGAUCAUAUAUGACCUCUUGGUGGAAGCGUCUGGAAGCUUGGAGUUGAGAGAAGAUCCUGGUCAGGGAGUUUCUGUUGCUGGUUUAAAACGCAUCAAGGUUCAAAGUGCUGGAAAGAUAUUGGAUUUGUUGAGACAAGGGAAUCUUCGGCGGAAAACCGAGAGCACAGACGCCAACCUGACAUCAUCAAGGUCCCAUGCUGUCCUACAGAUUGAUGUUAAGAGAGUGGUUUCGUCACGCUCAGCUGAACGCGUGAUGGGAGCGAAGCUUUGCUUGGUGGAUUUGGCUGGAAGUGAACGAGCUUCAGAGACAAACAACAUGGGACAGCAGUUAAGGGAUGGCGCAAACAUAAACAAGUCUCUUCUUGCACUCUCUAACUGCAUCAACGCACUAUGCCAGCAGCAGAAGCGAGGGGUUGGCUACGUUCCUUACAGAAACAGCAAGCUGACAAGAUUGUUGAAAGAUGGCCUUAGUGGCAAUUCACGAACUACAAUGGUAGCUACAAUUUGCCCUGCUGCUGACCAGUACCAUCACAUAAUCAACACUUUGAAGUAUGCUGACCGUGCAAAAGAGAUCAAAACACGAAUAAGGACCAAUGUGCGAACUGUGGACUCUCAAUCAGGCGACUACCUCAGAAUGAUUGAGAAGCUUCAGGAGGAAGUAAGCAUGCUGAAGGGUCAGUUGGCUGAGCAAGCAACCACUUCCAGUAUAAACCAUGUUGGUGAUCCCUCUGGCACGUCAUGGCUAGACAACAUAAGUAGGCAACUGAACGAAAACGUCCAGGAGCGGAUUAACAUGCAAAAAGCCAUGUGCGAGCUCAACGAGUGCUUGAAGAGGGCUGGUGAUGAAGUUUGCCGAUUGGACCAGAAGAUUGCUAUUUUACAG
Molecule: messenger RNA, 1190 nt
Organism: Closterium sp. Naga37s-1
Lineage: Eukaryota; Viridiplantae; Streptophyta; Zygnematophyceae; Desmidiales; Closteriaceae
Source: the annotation of a GenBank genome assembly